AUGUCUUCUGAUAAACUUGGCCAAUCUCUUGACGAGAUUCUCGCAACUCAAAGAGCCUCAGGUGCAGGUCGAGGUGGUCGCGGCGGUCGUCGUGGUGGUCGUCCUUCAGGUGGUCGUAACGCCACCGCAGCUCCAGUUGGAGGCGUAUCAAAGAGCAAGAAGCCAGUUAAGGGUUCAGUAAAGCCUGCUCCAACCGGUCCUUCUGGCGGAAAUGCCCCAUCUCGUAUUGUGGUCAGCAACCUGCCAUAUGAUGUGACUGAACAGCAGAUUAAGCUCCUGAUUUCGAACUUGGCGCAGACGAAUGAUGGCGAAUACUUUCACGAAGCAAAAUUGCACACCAAAUCCGUUCAAUUAGUAUACGGUCCAAAUGGAGCUAGCCGCGGUGAGGCCAACAUCACCUUCCAUCGUCCAGGUGAUGCUGCUGCAGCUGUAUCAAAACUUAAUGGUGUCAAGGUUGACAAUAGAUCAUUGAGGGUUCAACUGCUUGUUGACGCCCAGGCUGCUGCUGCUUUCGAGGAGAAGGCCGCGAAGAGACUCAUGGACCGCAUUUCGAGCACACCAAAACCACAACCAAAGUCCGCAGUGCCCAACAAGGCAAAUGGCAAGGAUCAAGGAUCCAAGAGAGGUGGAAAGAGAGGUUCCCGUGGCUCUAUCGCUCGCCCCGCCAAGAAGACUGCCGAAGAGCUCGAUUUGGAGAUGGCAGAUUAUUGGGAGAGUGGAAAUGCCGCAGGUGGAGAGACUGGUGGUGACAACCAAGCUGCGAAUUCUACAGUUCAACCAGCCGCUAACGGAGAUGCAAACAUGGAUGACGAAAUCUUGGUAUGUACAACUAAAAUCGUUCUCGCCAGCCCUGUAAGAAUAUUUACGGGGGAAGAAGCAACUGUAUUGAAAAUACUUCCGCAUCCUGCUCCAACUACCUACUUUACGCUUAUGUUGAUUGUAUUACUGCUGCUUCCUCACGCUUUCUUUCUGUGA
Sclerotinia sclerotiorum 1980 UF-70 is the source of this 975-nucleotide messenger RNA. RefSeq lists its product as hypothetical. The transcript is spliced from 6 exons. The record is from RefSeq and is a predicted model, not a curated record. Gene Ontology annotation, molecular function: mRNA binding. Gene Ontology annotation, biological process: mRNA export from nucleus. Gene Ontology annotation, cellular component: nucleus. The coding region runs from base 1 to 975 and encodes 324 amino acids. NCBI's taxonomy places the organism in Eukaryota, Fungi, Ascomycota, Leotiomycetes, Helotiales, Sclerotiniaceae.